GUAACGCUCUCCUCCCGCGCCACAAUCCUUCUGUGCUCAUCUAGAUCACCAUGCUGCUAUCUCGCCCCCUGCUGGCAUUUUUGCUUUUCCGUAACGGAGAUGAGCGCUGCUUCUGUCUGUAACUUUUAGUGUUCGCAUUGGAAUCCUUUUGUUGUCUUCUGGUUUGGUUGCGAUUCUCGCAGGGACUGGAAGUGAGAGGGGAAGAGGUUGGGAAUUGACGGAGCUGCAUUUGGGGGUUUACAGUCUGUUUUUGAUUUGUUGUAGAACUUUUGAAGGUUUAUUUUCAGGCUUCGCUGAAGUGAAGUGGGAAUUAGAUGACGUUGGCGGAGUUUGUGGUUGGUGGACUUGCUAAGUUCUGACGUUUGGUAGUGUAGAUUUUGAUUGGGUGGGGACUGCGUGGGUAAUGAGCUGGGGUCAAAAGAGGGUGUUUUGUUUAUUGAGAAUCAUGCUAACCAGCGAGUUUGUCAGCGCAAAGGUGCUCACUCGCUGCUGGAUGUGGUCACUUUUAGAGCGUCUUACGGCUUGUAUUGCAUCUCCUGGUUAUUAGGGCUGAUCUUUGGCUCGCAUUUUCCUGUUUUUGAUUGUGUCCUUGAAGGUUGCUAUUGGAUUUGCGUUGGAAAUUGCAUACCUGUUUUGAGCUGCGCUCAUAUUGAGUUAUUUCUGGGUUUGAUUUGGUCGUUGUCAGGCAUUGUAGGGACCGCUUGUUGUUUUGAUUAUAGCCGUGUUCUGCAUAGGAUAGUUUUCAGGGACUUUAUCAGGGCUGUUUAAUUUGGUGUCGACCCUACACUUUCCCUUGUAAAGAUUUUGAUUAGUUAAAUAUCCAGAAUGCCACAACGUCAUUCAAAGAAUAACAAUGAUCUCGCGUUCUUUACGUACGAUGAAAGGAAGAAAUUAGGGUAUGGCACUCAAAAGGAGCGGUUGGGGAAAGAUUCCAUAAAGCCCUUUGACUCGUGCUGCACAUGUCUACAGCCUGUAGUCGAUCCUCUGAGCUGUGGCAAAGGACAUUUGUUUUGCAAGGAGUGUGUCUUUGAGUGCUUGCUAGCUCAGAAGAAGGACAUCAAGAGAAAGCUUGCUACUUUCACUCAGCAACAGAAGAGCGAUAAAGAGGACGAGUUGGAGAAAAUCACCGUUGAGAAGCAGCGAGAACUUGAUGCGUUUGUUCGACAGAACAAUUCUGCUGUGUCACACCAGCAAAUCACUGGUCAUCCGGGCGAUCGCCAUGAAUUCCACGGGGCUAACAGUGUCAGGGUUACCUCUUACGAAGAAGAAGCACUUCGUACAAUGAAGGCUUUUUGGUUGCCAUCAGCAACACCUGGUGCAGUGGAACGGGUUUCAGCCCCCUCUUCAGACACCAUAUGCCCAGAGGGCAACGAGAAAUUGAAAUUGAAAGAUUUGUUUCCAGUUGUCUUCACUGAAGUGCGAAACAGAGAGAAGAAAGAAGUUGAUCUCGAUGGUUUUAGGUACAUGUGUCCCUCGUGUUCCGUUACCCUAACGAAUACGCUAACACUCGUGGCUGUGAGUUCUUGCGGCCAUGUCUUCUGUAAAAGAUGUGCUGACAAGUUUAUUGCGACAGACAAGGUGUGCUUAGAUUGCAAUAAACCCUGCAGGGCUAAGAACUUGAUUACAUUGGAGAAAGGAGGAACCGGAUUUUCUGGUCAUGAUGAAAAUCUGGAGGCCAAAGCUUUCAAACAUGUAGGUAGUGGGACUGGUAUGGGUCUCUCACGCCCCACAACAAAAUUGUAGUUUAUUCGGCACCUAGAACAAUGGUAAUUACUUUUCAAGGAGAGCCUGAGUUCUUUUACUUCUCCUUGGCACUAAAAUUAUUACUAUUUCCGAAGAUGAGGUUACACCUAGAUGUGAAACCUCGUUCAGAUUGCCAUGACUUUUCCGGAUUGAGGGUCAAUGAUUUGAUAUUUAAUCUUA
Molecule: messenger RNA, 1923 nt
Organism: Physcomitrium patens
Lineage: Eukaryota; Viridiplantae; Streptophyta; Bryopsida; Funariales; Funariaceae
Product: E3 ubiquitin-protein ligase CSU1
Cellular component (GO): nucleus
Molecular function (GO): ubiquitin protein ligase activity
Source: RefSeq, a predicted model, not a curated record